Messenger RNA from Aspergillus campestris IBT 28561, 281 nucleotides. RefSeq lists its product as uncharacterized. NCBI's taxonomy places the organism in Eukaryota, Fungi, Ascomycota, Eurotiomycetes, Eurotiales, Aspergillaceae. The transcript has a single exon. The coding region runs from base 54 to 275 and encodes 73 amino acids. The record is from RefSeq and is a predicted model, not a curated record.
CUGAUAUAUACUCACCCCCUUGCACCUGUCAGAAAUGUCAGGAACCAGCCGCUAUGGACCUAAAGAAUCCUAGAUUGGAAGCUGGCACUCCGCAGGAUCAGACUAAAGCCACGCCAGCGAGUCCGUCUCCCACGCUAGGGACGGGGAAGGCUGACCAUGCCCGAGUGCAGACUAGCCCUGACACCUAUCAUGUCGAUCUCCUCAACGGCGGGCCAUCCGCUUUUCACCAUGAUCGGCCCUGUCUAGCUUGGCGUUUGCUGGGCGCCUUGCUCUAGUUGGUG